Gastrolobium bilobum is the source of this 1427-nucleotide messenger RNA. Its product is annotated as peptidyl-prolyl cis-trans isomerase FKBP42. Gene Ontology annotation, molecular function: protein binding; peptidyl-prolyl cis-trans isomerase activity. The record is from RefSeq and is a predicted model, not a curated record. NCBI's taxonomy places the organism in Eukaryota, Viridiplantae, Streptophyta, Magnoliopsida, Fabales, Fabaceae. The transcript is spliced from 8 exons. Bases 97 to 1206 code for a protein of 369 amino acids.
AUUCCAACGUAAUACUUUAUCUCUCUCUCUCUCUCUCGAGUCUUCUUCAAUCGAGUGCCACACAACAGGAUCAAAACCCGAUCUGGUCAACUUAAAAUGGAGGAAGUCCAAGAGCCUCAAACCCAAUCACCACUCGGUCAAGAAGAUGAGAAUGAAGUGAUUACUGAAAGCUCUGCAUUUGUUAAAGGGGAGCCAACACAAGAAUUUAGUUACCCUCCAAAAGUUGAUUCUCAAGUUGAAGUCCUUCACGAGAAGGUCACUAAACAAAUAAUUAAGGAAGGCCAUGGCCAGAAACCUACCAAAUAUUCAACUUGCUUCUUCCAUUACAGGGCGUGGUCUGAGAGUACACAGCACAAGUUUGAAGACACAUGGGAGGAGCAACGACCAAUUGAGAUGGUAUUAGGAAAAGAGAAGAAAGAAAUGACUGGGUUGGGCAUUGGUGUGGCAAACAUGAAAGCGGGUGAGCGUGCGUUGCUGCGUGUUGGCUGGGAACUAGGAUAUGGAAAAGAAGGAAGCUUUUCUUUUCCAAAUGUUCCACCCAUGGCAGAUUUAGUUUAUGAAGUUGAGUUCAUUGGCUUUGAUGAAACAAAAGAAGGAAAAGCUCGCAGUGAUAUGACGGUGGAGGAAAGGAUCGGUGCAGCAGAUCGGAGAAAGAUGGAUGGAAAUGCUAUGUUUCAGGAAGAAAAACUAGAGGAGGCCAUGCAACAGUAUGAAAUGGCCAUAGCGUAUAUGGGAGAUGACUUCAUGUUCCAGUUGUUUGGGAAAUAUAGGGAUAUGGCUCUGGCUGUAAAGAAUCCAUGCCAUCUUAACAUGGCAGCAUGUCUGAUUAAGCUGAACCGCUAUGAAGAAGCUAUUGGACAAUGCAGCAUUGUACUGAGUGAGGAUGAGAACAAUGUCAAGGCAUUAUUUAGGCGAGGUAAGGCUAGAGCAUCACUUGGGCAAACAGAUGCUGCCAGAGAAGAUUUUCAAAAGGCACGUAAACAUGCCCCUGAAGAUAAAGCAAUUGCAAGAGAAUUGAGGUUGCUUGCUGAACAUGACAAGGCUAUUUACCAAAAGCAGAAAGAGAUCUAUAAAGGAAUAUUUGGACCAAGUCCUCAACCAAAACCUAAGCCAAGUAAUUGGCUGGUUCUUAUUUGGCAGUGGUUGCUUUCAGUAUUUUAUGGCCUUAUCACACUCUUCAAGCGUGAAAGGCACAAAUCUGACUAAUUGAACUGUGGAACAACAAGACCAAUUUGUUUACGUGCAUCCUACGAGAUGGCAUGUCUUUGUCCUACUAAGGGAAUAAUUAUUACUUUUACUAUUUAUCUUUGCUGGUGGUACAAUGAGUUGUUCAAAAGGCAGUGGUGUUUUCACUCUUCUGUAUAGAGGAGUCGUGUUUGACAAUACUACUACCAACCUCUUCUUUUGUUUACUUUUCAAAUAGAGUU